This is a messenger RNA of Suillus clintonianus, 1792 nucleotides long. RefSeq lists its product as uncharacterized. Lineage: Eukaryota; Fungi; Basidiomycota; Agaricomycetes; Boletales; Suillaceae. Gene Ontology annotation, biological process: RNA processing. Bases 194 to 1621 code for a protein of 475 amino acids. The record is from RefSeq and is a predicted model, not a curated record. Gene Ontology annotation, cellular component: nucleus. The transcript has 8 exons. Gene Ontology annotation, molecular function: mRNA binding.
CUCAAAUGUGCUAAACUACAUAUUGGUGCAAAGUUACUUAGGCUUCUUUGCCAGCGCUGAAGCUGAAGUCAACACUCAGCACUCAAUUCCGAGCUGUUGAACACUUUGACUAGGCUCAUCUCCGAAUCUGUUCAAACGCGCGCUUUUCAUCUACUGCCCUCGAUUUUCCUGAAUUAUUGUUCUUUUAUUACACAUGUCUACGGAGCCUGUAGCAGAUCCUGUCGAGGAAAAACGGGCUGCAGGAGAGGAAACUACGAUGCCUGAAGGAAGUGAAGAUGAGAAGAUGCAGAAUGCUCGCAAGCAGAUCGAGUUCUAUUUUGCCGACUCGAACCUGCCGUUCGAUAAGUUUAUGUGGAGUCUGCACACUGCAAACGCAGAACACUGGGUACCCAUCAAAACCGUCUCGUCGUUCAAGCGCAUGCGAGAUUAUGUAUCGAAAGGCCAUGAUUGGAUAGUGAAGGCCUUACGGACAAGUGAGGAGCUGGAAGUGGAUGAAGCUGGCGAAAAUGCGAGGCGUCGCACUGAGGUUCAACCACCGAAGGGCCAGUUUGAGAGAAGUGUCUAUGCGAAAGGGUUUGGCGAGGAGACUUCCGAUUUGCAGAAGAAAUUGGAAGAGUUUUUCAACCAGUAUGGACAAACGAAUGCCGUCAGGAUGCGCCGUGUAGACGGGAACAAGCAGUUCAAGGGAUCAGUCUUCGUCGAAUUCACAGACAUGAAAUCCGUUGAAGCAUUCCUAAAUGCUGACCCCAAGCCAUCUUGGGAUGACGCCGAGUUGUUGAUUAUGUCCAAGGAGGCCUACUGCGAUAUGAAAAUCAAGGAAAAGGGUCUUACUGGCAAGACCGCUGAGAUGCGCAAGGACAGCAUCGCAAGCCGGAAGGGCUUCAAUGCGUUCCAGGAGAUGGAUGGGAAGGGUAAAAAGGGUAAAGACAAGCCCAACCCCGAAGUCUGGCUCGAGUUCAUGGGGUCCAAGAUUCGUGUGCAGGAGGAAGAUGGAGGUAGCGUGAAGAGUGAAAAUGUGCCGUAUGUCAAGGGCGCAACAAUGAAGUUCACGGGCUGUGGUGGUGAUGCUAACUUUAACGACAUGAAGAAUCCUUUGAGAGAGCGCUUUGCCCGAGUACCAUACAUCCAAUUCUCGAAAGGAGAUGACUUUGGUCUCGUUGGAUUCGACAAAACCUUGACGGAAGAUGAGAUUGACUACGUGAAGACCAACCUGAAGACCGUGAACUCCAAUGAAGUUCAGUGGUCUGUACCUGAAGAGGAAGAAGAGAAACAAUUCCAAAUCGAUCGUGCUAACUUUGCUGCGCGAUCAGCUCUCUCGCGUUCUCAGGAUCGAAAAGGUGGUUCGUCACGGGGCGGACGAGGAGGCGGACGAGGAGGUGGACGUGGAGGCCGGGGUGGGGGUCGGGGUGGUAGAGGUGGAGGCCGUGGUGGUCGAGGUGGAGGCCGUGGUGGAGGCCGCGGUGGCGAGAAAAGCCAGUCUGCUGCAACAUCUGAGGAGCAGAGCGGAGAAAAGCGCAAACGCGCCGUUGAGCCUGACGGUGGCCCUGAUACUGGAAUUCGUGGUCAGGCUGUCCCUACGAUUGCGCCAUCGAAAAAAGCAAAAACAGAUGCUGCAUCAUAGUAUCUGUACGAAUACGCUGUGUAUAUUCUGUACAGUACUAGUCUGAGUACUACUUGCAUUCAUGAAGCUAUGUGCACAGGAGGUCACAGCUGGGGUACCCGGGAGUAUACUCCAUGUAAGUUUGGCGGUACCCGGGGGUAUACUCCACAUAUUUUAGGUACUAUGCUGUGC